Plenodomus lingam JN3 is the source of this 2070-nucleotide messenger RNA. The record is from RefSeq and is a predicted model, not a curated record. NCBI's taxonomy places the organism in Eukaryota, Fungi, Ascomycota, Dothideomycetes, Pleosporales, Leptosphaeriaceae.
AUGGAACUCGGUUGCAUGAAUCAUAUCGUCCUGUGGGGUGGCCACUACCAUCGCCAAGUUCCAUACUCAGAAGGCUUCAAUCUCAAAGUGGUACUUAGUCUUCUGCUGAACCACAUGGAACUCCCAGAUACUCUCGCUAUAAGGGCACCUCCAGUGCAUGUAACCGAGCACGAUGAAAGUUUCCUUGCAAGUUGUAUAUACAAGGGAAAGCAAGUUAGAGAUAUCUGGGAAUCCCUCGGACUGUUUAGUUUGGUUAAUGAUGUGCGAAAGGAGCCCAGUUUCGCUAUAGAGGAGGCGAAUGAGUUGUACAAGAAGAUCAAGCGUAUAGCCAGAGACUUUAGCCAGUCUUACCCCGAUGGCAUAGAGCAACUGCAACAUGACCUAAUUAACAAACCGGCCUUUGAGAAGGCUGUGCUAGAUCUGGGCGGGCAAUAUGGAGCAGCGAUCUGGGGCCGACCCGAAGAUAGUCAAGGUACUGUCUCCAGAAGGCAGGAUGCAGGAAUUGAGUUGAAGUGGGAAGAAGAGCGCGAUAGAGAGAAAAUCAUGUUCUACAUACGUUGCUGGAUCACUCGACUUGCCGUGAAGGAGUUCAGCAAAUUCCCACGCAGACCGCAGAAAAAGAGCACAACACAGUCCGUGGAGGCUUUGGAUCGCGAACAAAAUUCGUCCGGCAAUUCGGGCUUGUUAAGGCUUUCCUUGGCCCCAGUUGCACACAUGCUGCCACGUACUCACAUGACAAGUCAACUGCCAGGGGAGUCCUCGAAGGAAAGUGCAGCCACACACGAUAGUUUGCGUACAAAUUCAGAUACAAACACGAGUACCACCGCACCGGAAAAUACGCCCACGAAGAGUGCUGAUUCAACAACGCCGAGUAAGAGAAAAGCGAUGGAGGUUGACAAGGCAAUAUCUAAUGGGAAACUACCCAAGGCCCGAAAGAUGGCAAGGCCCACCCAGGUGUCGUCAUUUAGGCAGGAAAGACAGCUCUAUUCGAUUUCCAAAUCACCGACCGUGAUAGCGAAUCGUAUAGCCGAAGCAUUUGCGCGGCAAAGAAUCAGGGAAAAUAGCUGUAAUACGGAUAGGACAUGGAGACCUCGCGACGAGACUGCUGAAAUAGAGACGGUCGCUGAUGCAAAUGAGGUGCCGGAGACUGAACCAGAUUCAACGUCACUGGACAGUGCCAUCAGUACAGAACACAACCAGCCUUUGGACAGAUACGAACAGGAUGAGGUUAUUGCGGGAUCAACUGGUAUCCAUCAAGACCCGUUUCGCCAGGAUUCAGUCAUCCCCGGAGAUACACAAGCCGAGACUUUGCGAGCGGCUUCUGAGCCUCUCGACGACGGUCAUACAACAAAUCAUGCUAACACAAAUAAAUUCAUCGAUGAUGAUGAUCAACUUCCAUAUCGGUUGCCAAAAAGGGCAAGAUUGGAGACUACACAGGAGAGGGAACACCGCACAGAACUUUUCAAACUCUUACUGUCGUAUCUGAACGGCAUCAACCAAUUCCAUCCAGACACAUACAGCAUGGAAGCUGAAGAGCGUAUGAACAUGCUACUCCAUCAAUUCCACAUCAAUGACACCGAAAGACUACAGGCCAAACUGGGGGAUGACUUUGCCAGACUCCAAAUUGCAUUUGAGAGCUGGAUGAGCAUGCGCCAUCGGUUGACUGGAUUUCGCGUCGCAACGGGAUAUCGCGGACAGCCAGGCGAGCAGUGGGCGGAGUUUCUCAAGCAGAAGCCCAAUGUGCCGUGCGCAUAUGCGAGUCUCAGCUACGUCGGGCUACAGGAGGCUGCACUGAAAGGCGAGGAAAGUUAUGUUGUGGACACUUUUGAUGAGGAUCUUGCAAAGAUUACGAAGGAGAAGGCUUAUGAGAUGGUAUUCUGCGUCUUCUUGUUGAGCUUCUACCGGUAUAUGGUCUGCUGUGAAGAUGGUUUUGACGCGACUUCAUAUGGACUGGUUGUUGAUUCUUUCGUCUCAUCGUCGGUCGAGCGGCUGAUUAACGAUUUCAGACUGACUAAUUUUGAGUAUGCGAUCCAGGACGGUGUCAUGGACUCGGCGUUGAUGUUCGGUUGA